Molecule: messenger RNA, 6033 nt
Organism: Mixia osmundae IAM 14324
Lineage: Eukaryota; Fungi; Basidiomycota; Mixiomycetes; Mixiales; Mixiaceae
Product: glycoside hydrolase family 47 protein
Exons: 20
Coding region: 1-6033 (2010 amino acids)
Biological process (GO): double-strand break repair via homologous recombination; reciprocal meiotic recombination; carbohydrate metabolic process
Cellular component (GO): membrane; nucleus
Molecular function (GO): DNA translocase activity; calcium ion binding; ATP binding
Source: RefSeq, a predicted model, not a curated record
AUGCAAGAUGUCCAACUGAACGCUGUCGAACCUGCUCGAGCCAGUACUGACGAUGAUGACAUUGUACGCCAAGUGACCCAUCUCGAGGACGAGUUCUACCAAGAAGGCUACAGAGAAGGCUUUGAGCAUGGCAAGCUGCAUGGCGUGUUCGAAGGACGAGCAUUGGGAGCGGAGAAAGGAUUUGAGAUAUGGGAGGAAGUAGGCUUCAUUGCAGGCAUGGCUGCCCAAUGGGCUUCCUCGCUCUCUCAUCCCUCGCUCAAUCUUACAGCCGACAAGCAGACGAGGAUCAAAGCACAGAUUGAUCAAAUUCUGCAUCUUGUCGACCGGAUGCCUAUACAGAAUGAUUCCUCCCACCUCGACAAGCCGAGCACAUUCGACCCUGCAACAGAUGCAAUGCACUUGGUCAGCUCGGAAGAGGCAGAUCAGGCGAUGCAGGCCGUCCAAGCAACGCCGGAGAGCGAGAGGGAGGACAUAGCUGCGCUGAUGACUUCGAUUCGGUCCAAGUACCGUCUGUUGUGCAGCUCGCUAGGUGUCAGGCCUCGUCUGCGUACUGCUGCUGCAGCUGCCAAGCUCAAGCAGCAACGUGCAGCCGCAGCAAGCUUCAAGGCUCCGAGCAUCAGACCCUUGCCCGGCUACGCAUCACAAGGCACUGUUGCCCUGCCUAAACGACAACAAUCUGUCUACGAGAUUGACGAUGACGCCGGUGCUCUGCUCGAGUUUCCCGGCUCGGAUGAAGAGAAUCAUACAGCUGGGCUGCCUCAGCUCUCGUGCUACAAAGUCUCCAGCAAGAUGGGGAGCCUGAAUCGAGCCAGGAGUACGAUGAUCGAGGACGAUCUCGCACAAGCUCAGACACCCGCUAAGCGGCCCAAACUGUCCGAGCAAGAUCCCAAUCGACCUGCACAAACCAUAGCCAGUCAGACGUCAGCCAUUUCUCGGUCGACUCAGCCGCCCGAGAAAUCCUACUAUUGUCUCUGGCGCAAACCGUCAUCGAAGAAGCACAAGACCUGGGAAGGCGACGGCCUUCUCAUCCAGCGUGGAGCGGUCCUCAUCUUGCGCGACAGAGAAACUGGCAAAGAGCUGUCAGUCGGCUCUCGGCCGGUUGCAUUAGCACUCUCAGCAGGCGACGAGCUCUCGGUCGGCUCGAAGGAGAUCGAAAUCGAGGGGCCUGCUUCUGGUGGGCAAAGCUCGGUCGUUGCACCUCACACAUAUGUCCCAUCAACACCAUCAAUGUCGCGGCCCUUGCCCAAACCGCGGCCGAAGAUGCCAUUGAUACCGACGGCUAAUGCGAGCGCUAACAAAGCCGUCAGCGAGCUUCUGCAAGGCGGUUCCGUCGCGCCCACCGACUUUUUCAAGGGCUCCUCCAAGAGUACAUCACGAUCGACAUUCAAAGCUCAUUCUUCUCUCGCUUCGCGCUAUGAUCCCAAAGCGGAUGGCGCAGUCGUGCUUACCCGACCGCCGGCUGAGCUCUUCGCUCGCAAUAAGCAGACUGCUACGCUUGUGAACGAUGUCGUGCUCGAUCCCUUACUCUGCAAACACCUUAGACCGCAUCAAAAAGAAGGCAUACAGUUCAUGUACGAAUGCGUAAUGGGCUUCAAGUCGGAAGGAACGGGCUGUAUCCUUGCAGACGAGAUGGGGCUGGGCAAGACGGUGCAAUCCAUCGGGCUGAUAUGGACCCUACUCAAGCAGACGCCUUACGCGACUUCAGGUAGCGUCAUAGGCCGUGCUCUCAUCGUUUGCCCCGUUACGCUCGUCAAGAACUGGUCUCGAGAAUUCUCCAAAUGGCUCGGUAGAGAACGCAUCGGGGUCUUUACUGCAGAUGCAAAGAGCAACAUCAAGAGCUUCACAAAGAGCAAGACAUAUGCUGUCCUCAUCAUCGGCUACGAGCGCCUGCGGACGGUAGUAGAAGAUCUCGAAAAAUGUAGUCCUCCCAUCGGCGUAAUCAUCUGCGACGAGGGCCAUCGACUCAAGUCGGCUGGCGCCAAGACGACCCAAGCUCUGCGCGCUUUGUCAGCAGAGAAGCGAGUUAUUCUCACAGGCACGCCAAUCCAGAACGACCUGUCAGAACUCCACACGAUGGUCGAUUUCAUCAUCCCAGGUGCACUCGAUUCUUACGCUACGUUCAAAAAAUGCUUCGAGGUGCCCAUCCUCAAAUCUCGCGAACCUCAUGCAUCCUCCGAAGUUCGAGGUCUGGGUCAGGCGAGAAGUGAUCAGCUGGCGAGCAUCGCCCGCUCAUUCGUCCUGCGUCGCACGUCCGAAGUCAUUGCACAGUUCCUACCGCCUAAGCAGGAAUACGUGCUCUUUGUGCGGCCGACUCAGCUUCAGAUCAGGCUGUAUAAGAAGAUCCUUGAGACGCCCGCCGUACGCGCAAUCUUCUCUGGCAAAGGCGGAAACCAUCUCGUGCUCAUCUCGGCACUGAAGAAACUCUGCAACUCGCCAGGCUUGCUCGUGAAGCAGCUAGAUCAGCAACACGUCAAGGAUGCCGAGGACGAAGUCACAGAAAGCAUUGCCGAAGAAUUACCUUCCGGCUUGGAUGUGAACGAUGUCCAUCUGUCCGGCAAAGCCCUUGCACUUGCGAAUCUACUCGAAUCGAUCAAAGAGAAGACGGAAGAGAAAGUCGUGCUCGUAUCCAACUUUACACAGACGCUCAACAUACUCGAAGCUUUUUGCAAGACUCGUCGGUACGGCUACUGUCGCCUCGAUGGCGCAACCGCGCAGAAGGCCAGACAAGGCAUCGUCGAGACAUUCAACCGCGCCUCGCAAAAAGCUCAAUUCAUCUUCCUGCUUAGCUCAAAGUCGGGCGGCGCAGGCCUCAAUCUCAUCGGUGCAUCUCGGCUCGUACUUUUUGAUAGCGACUGGAACCCCAGCAACGACCUUCAGGCGAUGGCACGCAUUCAUCGCGAUGGACAGAAGCGACCUUGCCAUAUCUACCGUUUGCUUGCCACCGGUACACUCGACGAGAAGAUUUUUCAGCGUCAGAUUAUCAAACAGGGACUCGCGGGCAGUCUGAUGCAAGGCGAAGGAAGCACGAAGACAAGCGGCAAGCAAAGUGGCAACAGCAAGUCUGGUACUUCCGACGCGUUCUCGCUCGACGAGCUCAAGGCAAUUUUUGCGCUGCACACUGAGACAGCGUGUCACACCCAUGAUCUGCUGGGCUGCCGGUGCCGCAGGGGACGUUCGCGCUCGACAACGCGAUCUACCGAAGCAGAAGACAGCGAUGAAGAACAGAACGAGGAGGUGACAUUCAUCAGUGCCGGCGAGAUCCGCCCUUCAGACCAGAAGAAACACUUGGCAGCGCUCAAAGAUUGGACUCAUAUCGAUUGUCAAGACACCGACGGCGGCGACUUUGAUGAUCCGGUGCUCUCCGAAGUCAUCGCGGCCAAUGCGACCAAGAGCAAAGGCGCUAUCACUUUUGCUUUCACACGCUUCUCGACUGACAAAACGAUGGCCGAGCUCGAAGGUCAGGCAGGCUGUGCAGACGACCGCAUCUUGACGACGGCAAAGUGGCACACGACAAGCCCCAAGCGCGCACGAGAGGCUGACGACGGCUGUCAUGUCGAACAAGCCGCUCCUACCGACGACGGGCACGACUACGAGCCCUCCAAGUGGCAUGCUCAGGCCAAGCUCGACGCUGAUCAGCUACCUGGCGAUCCAGAGGCUCAGACACAAAGGACAACCUCAUACCAUGAGAACAUCACGCCUUGGCUGCGUCAUGCACAAGAUCGACUGAGAUUCGGCCGUCCAGACGGGCCAUGGGGGCCACCACCACCCGGCGGCAGACCACUAGAUGGCCCGAAUCCGUUGGAUGGCUAUCGUAUGUCACCUACGACGGAUGAACAGGUGCAAGCCGGCGUGCCUGUGGACGCGCCUAUCCAUACCGACGUGCCUGAGCGAAGGCCCGACGCACCAGUCACGAACAGACCGACAGUGCUUGCCAUGCGUGUGGAAGGGCCUAGUAAUCCAGAGCAUCUCUUGCUUCGCUACACACCCCUGCCAAAGCGACCGCUAGUAACAGCAGCAGAUGAUCCUUGGCCAGAUAGGCCAGAGAUUGCGAGCACUUGGCUCUCUUCCAAACGACCACGACGCGAUCCAGAUCCGCCGGUAUGGCCGAAGGAAUAUCCUAACAUGACUGCACCACUCGCGCUGUCUGCACAGAUUCCGUUCUCGAGUCUGAAAAAGCCAACUUUCGAAUCUUCUCCGCCGUUAGCACAACGGCAUGAUCUGCCACGCGUACAGUACGACUUUGAAGCAGACAUCAAAGCGGGGUCUGGCGAGACGCCUGCUCGCAAGGAAGAGCGUUUGCAGAGACGCGAUUGGACAAAGCGUGCGAUCAUACAUGCUUGGGAAGGCUACAAAGCUGCAGCUUGGGAGCACGACGAAGUUCGGCCAGUGACGGGCGCACCUAACGACAACUUCAACGGCUGGGGUGCAUCGCUCGUCGACGCGCUUGAUCUCAUGAUCAUGAUUGGCGAGGAUCGUGAGUACAACUUGUGCAGAGCGCACGUUGCUGCGAUCGAUUUCACAAUGACAACGGGGGCAAAGUCUGCCUAUGGCGGCGGCGAUGGCCGAACGAUACCCGUCUUCGAGACCAACAUUCGCUAUCUUGGUGGUCUCAUCGCUGCAUACGAUAUUACUGGCGACCAGCUCAUGCUCGAUCGAGCACGUGAGCUUGCAGAUUGGUUCAUGGGUUGCUUCAACAAUGCCGAAAGUCUUCCCCUUGGCCGGUGCGUCUUCGGCCGCGAUUACCACGGCGCGCCAGGUGGCGAUCAUGGCGUGGCAGAGAUGGGCUCGAUGUCGAUGGAAUUCGCUCGCAUCAGUCAGCUUACUGGCGAUUCGACUUACUUUGACGUCGUGCAGCGGAUCAUUGAUUUCGUCGAGAAGAAGAUACCAGCGACUGCAACAGGUCGCCUCGGCUCCCUACUGCCCACGCAUCUAAAUGCUGCUUAUCCUCAAAGCCUACGCGGCACAUACACUUGGGGCGGCGAAGCUGACUCUUACUACGAAUACCUGAUUAAAACUCAUCAGCUGCUGGGUGGAGCCACUGAGCAGUACGCUCGCGUUUAUGCAGAUGCAGUCGAUUCUGCAUAUGUGCAUCUCAUCCGCAACGUGACCGCUGUACCCGGUGAGGAAUUCUUGACUGUAGGCAAGGCAGGCUGGCGGGAUGUCGAACUAAAGGUCGACCAUCUAGCGUGCUUUGCGGGCGGCAUGCUCUCGCUCGGCGCUCGUUUACUCGGUCGACCUCGGGAUCACGAUGCGGGCAGACGCUUCACGAAGACCUGUGCGUUCACCUAUACGGGCUUCAAGUCGGGCGUCGGCAGCGAGUCGUUGACAUUCUACAACCAUAACGAUACCGACCGUUUCCAGACUCUCACAGAUGCCUACACUGGCGAGAAGUAUCUUCAGCAGAAGGGGCACUUCGUUCCAGGUGUGCGAUAUAAGCAAGGCACCUAUCUGGGCAGGCCAGAGGUCAUUGAGAGUGUCUUUUACCAAUGGCGGAUCACCGGCGAUCCCUUCUGGCAGGACGAAGCCUGGCGUAUGUUCACCGCUUGGGUGAACGUGUCCAUAACCGAUCAUGGCUUUGCGAGCGUGGGAGAUGUCAACAUCGAUGACCCAGCGACGUCGCUGCGAGAUAGUCAGGAGAGCUUCGUACUCGCAGAAACACUCAAGUACUACUACCUGAUCUUCUGCGAAACGGACUUUAUGUCAUUGGAUGAUUGGGUCUUUACGACCGAGGCGCAUGCCUUCCGUCUCGGUACGCAAAAGCCAACCUAUACUUGGGCCGGACCAGAUGACGAGGUCAUGCGAAAAUACACAAAUCCGCACCUCAAUCAAGUCGAGCAGCAAUGGCCAAGACGGAAUGGCUGGGGAACGUUCUUGCAGCGUCAAGCUCGAGCGACAGCCGCUAAAGUCAAUUCGGCGAGAGAUGCGAUUGCGCGAAAGCUCGGCAAUCUGCAGUCUGCGCCAGACCCAGAUAACGGGCCGGUCAACCGGAUGGGUCCUCGACCCGUGGGCCUCGGAGGCUCGCGCGUCUUGUGA